Lolium perenne is the source of this 561-nucleotide messenger RNA. The record is from RefSeq and is a predicted model, not a curated record. NCBI's taxonomy places the organism in Eukaryota, Viridiplantae, Streptophyta, Magnoliopsida, Poales, Poaceae.
AUGCGACCGUUUCCUCCGGGGAGACAUCUAACAACUCCAAGGCCACCGUCUCCUCCAGCACCUCCAAGUCCACCUCUCGAGCAGCAAGAUCCAACACCUCCAAAGCCACCGUCUCCUCCAGCACGUCCAAAGUGGAAGAGUACCAACACCUCCAAGUCCACAGUCUCCUCCAACAGCAAGAAAAUUUCCUUACCAAAGGAUCCUUCUAAGCAGACGGGAAGUAGCAGUGCAAGCGGGAAAAAAGUUCACCAGCUCGGAGAACAGGAAAAGCAAUCGAUCCCCCCGCUCAAGUUAUCCUCACUGUAUUCUUUUGUACGCCAUUAUGGAGAUGGAAGAUUGUCGAAUGCAGAAGAGAAUGCAGAAGAAAGGCAGUCUAUGGAGGAGGAGGGGGAGGCCGUCGCCGACGACGGCCAGGACGAGGAGUGGGACGCCGUUGCCGACGACGGACAGGACGAGGAGGGGGACGCCGUUGCUGACGACGGCCAGGACGAGGAGGAGGAAAAUGAAGAGGAUGAAGAUGCAAUGUGGAGACGGCUGGAGGCGGAGGAGGCGGCGGAGUAG